AGAAGAGAUGGACUGCGUGUUCUCUGAUGGUGCUUAGCUUAUGUCGUAAUUUUAUGUGAAUAAAAGUCUGUCAUGCAGGCUGUCAUUUUGUGGGACAUCUAUAUCAGCUUUCUUUGUUGUGCAAUGAAAAUGAUACCUGGUCACAGCUGAGCAGGGCUAUUGGACAAGGUAACAAUGGUGUCACUGGGAAGAAACUCCUUCCAAGUAUUUCGUGCUAUAACUGGGAUUAGGUUUGGAUCAUGUCUGUACUUGGAGAAAAAGACCUGCAUAUUUGGUGGUUUGGGAUCUGUCCAGAAGCAAUGUUUAAAAUAUCAUUAUGGUUGUGGUGAUUCACGUCCCAGUGUCAUCAGUCCAAAGAAGACUGUAUCUCCACGGGAGUUCUCAAAAUUUUCCAAGGCAGUGGAUCAUCAGAAAGGUACUGUAGACACGGGACAGUUAGACAUAACAGACGUGACCACUUUGGUCACAGAGAUUUUGACAGACUGUGCACAGAAUGAUAUAAUGGUACAGUCAUUAAAUAGACUUGCAGUUACAGACUUGGUGGAAGAUCUGCUACUGAAAGGCUGGUCACCUACCUUGACCAGAAAUAUGUUGGUGUCAAGUCCCAAUUUGCUGAAAAGGUCAAAGACCCAGAUGUCCAAACUAGUUGAUCUAUUUCUUGUUUACGGAUUUACUAACAAUCAGACAGCACUGAUUUUAAAGAGUGGAGUUGCCACGAGUAUGAAGACAAAUCGGCUAAAGGAAGGUUUUGAUGCCUUUCGCAAAAUUGGAAUGAGAGACCAAAAGUUGCCUAGGAUUUUAUCAAACUUCCCUGAACUUCUGACACAAGAUCCAUCUGCUCUUACCCACCGCGUGACACUCUUGAAAGAGCUGUUCAAAACUGAUGAUAUCGUGCCUCUUAUUGUUGGGUCUCCGAACAUUGUGUUUGAGGACUGGUCCAACAUUUUAAAACUCUUCCGGUAUGUAUUUUUUGAUAUGGGAAUUAAGCAGCGGCAGAUGGUAACCUCAAAGCUGUUUAGCUAUUCCUUAAACUUUGUCCGAACCCGCCAUAUAUUUCUCGUGCGAGCUGGAUUUCAUGUCCGCCCCAGGAAAGAAGAUGACCCCGUGCGCAAUACAAAUCCUCGCCUUUCUGAUAUACUAGAUACUUCUGAUGCGCACUUCGCCAAAAUGUUUGGCCAUAUGUCUCUUAAAGAUUACAAAGCUUUUGCAGCUAUGAUGGAACGUGAGUUUGACAAAGAACAUCAGACGGGAAAUGACUCAAGUAACGAAGAUGAAUGAGCAGAAUUUUUGUAAUGAACGUAAUGACAUUUAUAAAUAACUGUAGUAUCACAGACACAAAUUGAGUGUGUUUUUUCCCCUUAUGUCAUGAAACUACCUGUUGGGUGUCUUCGACACAAUACUUGGAAUGUGGCAACAGUAUUGUAUUGACAAGCACUCUCCCUGUACAACACCUAAGACUUUAAAAGAGGAAGUUGUAACUUCCUCGCUUGGCAUUCAGCAUGAAGGGGAUAGUGCAACGACUGGUUGACCCGUGUCAGUAUAAUGGCUCAGUGAAGCAGCACUAGAUUUAUAGAGUGGUGGAAAUCCGUCCUGCGACAAAGAGGCACAUUACAUACACCCUAAGGAUUCCUUCAUCGUCAUAUGACUGAAAAAUUGUUGAGUAUGACGUUAAACCCCAAGCACUCACUCACUCACCCUCCCUACUAUAGAAGAAAACACAAUAUAUAUGAUCUCAUCGUUUGACUGAAAAAUUGUUAAUUUAUGUUUCGAAACAGACAUUUGUAUAACAGACAUCGACCAAUAAGGAUGUUUCAGGUUUGUAAUUGCAAGACCAAGUCUUCAUGCCACGUAUAGCACAAACCACCAAAGAACUACCAAAGUACAAAAAUAAGACGGAAUCAUGCAAAGAGAAAUAUGUAUUUCAGUCACGUUUUGAUUACACUGGUGAAUAUCAAAAGUAUAUCCAAGGUAUAUUCAAAGUGGCAAUCUAAUUGAACACGAUGAAAAAACAGCCCCUAGCCCCGAGUUAAGCAGAAUUAGACACAGUUAUGGAGCAUAGUCAGAGAUUCUGGACUCUCUGUACAUAUUUACUUACAAGUGAAUUAUACUCAUUGUAAAACUUAAGAAACUUGGAGUGAAGGGGUUUGAUGGAAUAACCUUGACACAAAGCUUAAGUACAAUGUUAAACCCCAAGCAUGCAUAUAUGUGCAUACAUGAAACUAGAACUGCAUGCAGUUAUACAGCUUCCAAACGGUCUGUACACACAGCUUUUAACAUCCACUGAAAAGCAUUCCACUUUCUCCACCAUAGACCACUCUAAUCUAUUAGUUCUGUGCUCUUCUGAAAAGGAUCCCAGGUUUGUCUCAUACGAGCAAAAAAAUAGAUGUAAAACAUAUUGGACAAUAAACUUUGCAAACGAGUGAAUUGCAUGUAUCUUGACGUCCUUAUCACAAAUCUGGUCUUAUUUUUUCCCCUGCAAGAUGUACUUAUGUAGCAAAUUGCCAUCCAAAAUUUGCAAUUUUCCCCCAUAUUUUUUGGUGACACGACAGAAAACUACAGCUGUAAAGUUUAAAAUUGCUGAGUGGAAGGGAUUAUAUAUGUACUGUAUGUAUGCUGGAAAUAUGCGAGCUGUCUUAAUACAGGAUAUACAGGGCUUCAAAAUUUGACAAAAGGCCAAUUUACUAUAUUUUGGCACAUUUAUAGUUAUAUGUUAUAUAAUGCAUAUACACUCUAUUCAUGUCUAGGAUGAAUGUAGAAAUAUUGUAAGGAUGCCACCCGGCAUAGUUUGAUGUCCUGAUCAUGAACCCAGUCAUAUUUUUUUCUUGCGAUGUUAUUUUGCAAUAUCCCCCAUUUUUUGCAGGUCACAUGACAGAAAACUAUUAGAGCUCUAAGUCUGAAAAUCGCUGUGUCAUACAUGUGCUGUAUAUACGGGGAAAAUUGUUGACCUGUUUUAAAGUAAUGUAGAAUAAUGUCCCAAGGCAGAUUUACCUCAUUUCGCACAUUUACAUAUACAUGCUAUGUGGUGUAAUACAAUGUAUCAAUGGUUUCGAAGAAUAUGUAUCAUGUUCUUUUAAUUAUCUGGUUUGCACUGUAGUUGCGAUUGGGUCGCCCAGUGCCAUUACAACCCAAAGUUGUGCAUGUAUUUCUGAAAGUCAGCUUUGUUUUGCGCAAACCAUGUCUUCUUUACUGCACGCUACCCAGGCCCCGAUGAUUGACAGAUAUCUACAUGUGCCCUGGUCCAGGUGUUCGGUUCCUGACAACGGCCGAGCUAUUAGUAAAGCAGUCAGUCUGUGCAUGGCAGGUCGUGGAUUCAUACGUGGACGUAUAAACUUGCUGUUACAAGAUCCAUACUUUUUGCGUUAUUUCUUACAAAUAGGCAUCCACAUUCUGAGAAGAGGUCGCAGUUUCACAUUGGGCAUAGCGCAGCAUCAUCAAGCUCGCCGAUCUAUUCGCGGGUUUGCGAAUGGUCGGCCAACUGCCUCAUUGAUAAACGGUGUAAGGUCGCAUUGAAAGUUUCAAAGCCGUGUAUCUGGUUAUGUAUUUAUUUUCGACCGAUAACUUAUGCGCUCGUAUGAAAGAUAUAAGUGUAGAGAAAAUGUGUAUGGAAAUUUGAAGUGAAAAUUGGGAGUGCCUCAUGGAUUUAGUGAGAUAAAUAACAAAGAGUAGAUAGUAAGGGAGAUGCUGGCAAAAUUUUUCC
Messenger RNA from Liolophura sinensis, 3697 nucleotides. Its product is annotated as transcription termination factor 4, mitochondrial-like. Gene Ontology annotation, molecular function: double-stranded DNA binding. Bases 175 to 1278 code for a protein of 367 amino acids. Gene Ontology annotation, biological process: regulation of DNA-templated transcription. The record is from RefSeq and is a predicted model, not a curated record. Lineage: Eukaryota; Metazoa; Mollusca; Polyplacophora; Chitonida; Chitonidae. The transcript is spliced from 2 exons.